Molecule: messenger RNA, 1086 nt
Organism: Oncorhynchus masou masou (cherry salmon)
Lineage: Eukaryota; Metazoa; Chordata; Actinopteri; Salmoniformes; Salmonidae
Product: neurogenic differentiation factor 4-like
Exons: 1
Coding region: 1-1086 (361 amino acids)
Biological process (GO): axon development; camera-type eye development; positive regulation of transcription by RNA polymerase II
Cellular component (GO): nucleus
Molecular function (GO): DNA-binding transcription factor activity, RNA polymerase II-specific; E-box binding; protein dimerization activity
Source: RefSeq, a predicted model, not a curated record
AUGUCUAAACGUGGAGAGGUAUCUGAGCUGGUCAGUUCCUUGGGCUGGCUAGAGGAGGACAUGAGCUCCCAGGAUGGAGAGGGAGGUCUAGAGAUGGGGGGGCGCUAUAGCCUGGGCCCUGAGGGCCUCGGAAGCAUUGGGCAUGGCAGCGAAGGCAUUGAGGAUCAGGAGGAGGAAGACAUUUAUAAUGAUGGUGAUGAGGAGGCUGGAAUGGACGGAGAGAACGAGGCUCCAAAACGGAGGGGCCCCAAGAAGAAGAAGAUGACCAGAGCCAGACAGGAGAGGUUCAAGGCGAGACGCAGCAAAGCCAAUGCCCGCGAACGCUCCCGCAUGCACGGGCUAAACGAUGCGCUAGAAGUGUUACGCAAGGUCAUGCCCUGCUACUCCAAGACCCAGAAACUGUCCAAGAUCGAGACCCUGCGGCUGGCCCACAACUACAUAUGGGCCCUGUCUGAGGUGCUGGAGAGCGGUCAGUCCCCAGAGAGCCACGGCUUCAUAGAGAUGCUGUGUAAAGGCCUGUCCCAGCCCACUAGCAACCUGGUGGCUGGGUGUCUCCAGCUGGGGCCUUCAGCCCCCUUGAUGAUCAACAAGCUGGAUGAGAAGCCCUGUGGCGCUCUGGGAGUCGGGGGUGGUCUAGGGGGCCAGCCUUGUGGUCAUCAACCACUGAGUGGUCACUACCCCUCUACAGGCCUGCCUAGCCCUCCCUACGGUUCACUGGAGGCCUCCCACCUACUCCACAUGAAAAGCUUCAAGGGAGUGCCCUACGAGCAGCACCCCUCCCCUAAAGAUUGUAGUAGCAACGGCACCCCCCCUUAUGACGGGCCCCUCACUCCUCCCCUCAGCAUCAGCAGCAACUUCACCCUGAAGCAAGAGCCCUCCCCCCACGAGGCUGAGAGGAACUACCCCUCCCACUACCUCUCGUCCCUUCCCCAUUAUCCCCCCACCUCUCUGGGCGGGCUGCCAGGGCCUCAAGCCUACCUCUUCCAGGCCUCACGCUACGAACUGCCCCUAGACAUCCAGGCCUUCGACUCCUUCCCUCCACCACACAUGAUCGCCUCACAGAUGGGCACCAUCUACAGUGAGUGA